AUGUCUUUAGCACCUUUACAAACUGUUAAUGAAAAACAGUUAAAUUCAAGGGCAAUUCAUACACCUAUUAAGAAAAAUAAUUUAAUAUCAGAAAAUAAAGAAAAUUUUCAUAAUAGCAACAAUAAAAGACUUGAAAAUGGUUUCAAUCAAAAACAACCUCCACAAAAGAAGAAAAAAGAAAAAUUAUCUUCUUUAUGUAAGACACCUCCAUCUUUAAUUAAGACUAGGGGUAAAAAUUAUCAUAGAGGUCAUUCAUUAGGUGAAGGUGGGUUUGCUCGUUGUUUCCAAAUGAAAGAUGAUGCUGGUAAAAUAUAUGCUGCAAAGACUGUAGCCAAAAUUUCAAUUAAAUCAGAAAAGACAAGAAAAAAAUUAUUAUCUGAAAUACAAAUUCAUAAAAGUAUGAAACAUACAAAUAUUGUUCAAUUUAUUGAUUGUUUUGAAGAUGACGUUAAUGUUUAUAUUUUACUUGAAAUUUGUCCUAAUGGUUCAUUAAUGGAUCUUUUAAAGAAAAGAAAAUUAUUAACUGAACCUGAAGUUAGAUUCUUUACUACACAAAUAUGUGGUGCAAUUAAAUAUAUGCAUUCAAGAAGAGUAAUUCAUAGAGAUCUUAAAUUAGGUAAUAUUUUCUUUGAUAAAGAUUUUAAUGUAAAAGUUGGUGAUUUUGGUUUAGCUGCAACUUUAGGUAAUGAUAGAGAACGUAAAUAUACAAUUUGUGGUACACCAAAUUAUAUUGCUCCAGAAGUUUUAAUGGGUAAACAUUCAGGUCAUUCUUACGAAGUUGAUAUCUGGUCUGUUGGUGUUAUGAUAUAUGCUUUAUUAAUUGGUAAACCACCUUUCCAAUCGAAGGAUGUUAAUACAAUCUAUGAAAGAAUUAAAUGUCGUGAUUUUAGUUUUCCUGCUGAAAAACCAAUCUCUUCAGAAGCUAAAUUAUUAAUACAAGAUAUUUUAUCAGUAGAUCCUUUAGAAAGACCAUCUAUUAAAGAAAUAAUGGAUUAUUUAUGGUUUAGAGGUUGUUUCCCUCCUUUCACAAGAGAUGAUGUUAUGACAACAAUACCAUGUUAUGAAGAUGAAAUUGGUGAAAAUGCAUCUAUUGUUAAUUUUAGAUAUUGUAUGGACACUGUAGGUUUAUUAGAUUACACAUCAUAUAAUCAAAAGAAACAAUCGAUACCAUUAAUUAAUAACGGUAAUAACAAUAAUAAUAAUGCCAUCGAAGAAGAAAUGAAUAAAUAUCAUUCGAUAACAACUGUUCUUCCACAAUCGUUAUCACCAGGUGGUACUAGAAAUAAAUACAAAGAAGUUAUAGAUAUUGAAUCACAAAGAAAAUUUAAUGAAUUGGCAAGACAAUCCAGACUUCGUAGAGCACAACAAGAAUCAAUUAAGAAAAAUUUAGUACCGACUUCAACAAAUACUAUUAAAUCAGAAAUUUCAUUAAGAAUCUUAGCAAGUGAAUGUCAUUUAACAUUAAAUGGUAUAUUAGAAGCAGAAGCCCAAAAGAAAAUGGGUGGUUUAGCACAAUCAAGAUUACCAAAAGUGAAGCAUCCUAUGAUUGUUACUAAAUGGGUUGAUUACUCCAAUAAACAUGGGUUCUCGUAUCAAUUAUCAACAGAAGAUAUUGGUGUUCUGUUUAAUAAUGGUUGCACAGUACUAAGAUUAGCAGAUGCCGAAGAAUUCUGGUAUAUUAGUUAUGAUAAUAAAGAAGGUUGGAUUGCAAGUCAUUACCUACUAAAUGAAAGACCAAAAGAAUUGAAUAGAUAUCUCGAAGUGGUUGAUUUUUUCGCAACAUAUAUGAGAGCAAAUUUAAGUCGUGUCUCUACAUUUGGUCGUGAAGAAUAUCAUAAGGAUGAUGUCUUCUUAAGAAGAUAUACAAGAUUUAAACCAUUCGUUAUGUUUGAAUUGAGUGAUGGUACAUUCCAAUUCAACUUCAAAGAUCAUCAUAAAUUGGCUGUCUCAGAAGGUGGUAAAUUGGUAACAUAUAUUUCACCAUCACAUGAAAGUUUUACAUACCCAUUAGUUGAAGUCUUAAAGACUGGAAAUAUUCCAAAUUAUCCAGAAUGUAAGUUUAUGGAGAAAUUAACAAUGAUCAAGGAAGGUCUAAAACAAAAAUCAGCCAUCGUAAGAGUCGAACAAACAGAAGUAUAA
Molecule: messenger RNA, 2139 nt
Organism: Maudiozyma saulgeensis
Lineage: Eukaryota; Fungi; Ascomycota; Saccharomycetes; Saccharomycetales; Saccharomycetaceae
Source: the annotation of a GenBank genome assembly